AUGAGUGCAGAGCUCUGCUCGACUUCGGUAAUUCAUUCAUCAUCUCCAGAAAUGCCUCUUAAGGCAAGCUGUGAUAUUUUCUCCCCUGCCUCCUAUCCGAAGACAGCAUCAUGGACGAAAGCCGCAGAUUGCUGUCUGUGGGAUGGGGUGGCCUGUGAUGGAGCGACGAGAGAAGUGAUUGGCCUUCAUCUGAGUUGCAGCUGGCUUCAAGGAACCCUCCAUUCUAACAGCACCCUUUUUUCGCUUCGCAGUCUUUGGAAACUCAACCUUGCUGGAAAAGAUUUUGGUGGCUCUCAAAUUUCAUCCAGAUUGCUUAUAAAUAUAAGGAGGGGGCAGCAGAACGAAGAGGAGAAGACCGCACGAUCAGACACCCGAGUUUUCCAGACAUUAUCACCUGGCGCCCUAUGUGGGAACCAUGAGCAGCUCAGGAUCUUGGACCUUUCAUCGAGCAACCUGAGUGGUGCCCUAGAGUUCGAAACAAUGUUCUCGAAGCUCAAAAAUGGCAUACUCCUCUGGCUCCCAUCAAAGUUGCGACUGCUAGUGCAAAACAAUGGGAACUGCUCCUUCCCAAAUCUCGACAUAAACAUGAUUGAGGGGCAGAUUCCUCAAUGGUUAUUUAGCAUAGGGAUUGAUACCUUGGAGUUCUUAGUUCUAUCUGAUAACAAGAUUACCGGAGUCAUGUCCCAAUUCCCUUGGAAUUGUAUAGAUUUCGCUCUCCUUAGUGGAGACUUCCUGGAGGGACCGCUCCCAGCCCUGCCACCUACAACUUACUUAUCUGAUGUCUCAAACAACAAAAUCUCCGGAGACAUCCCAUCUUCAUUUUGUGGAGUAAGUUCAUUAAGAGAUCUGGUUCUGUCAAAUAACAAUCUCAGCGGCACCGUUCGGGAAUGUUUUGGGAAUUUGACUAAUCUGGGGCGGUUGAAUUUGGGCGGCAAUCAGCUAGAGGGUCCAUUGCCGAGAUCUCUUGCAAACUGUACAAUAUUAGUAGAUGUAGAUAUCAGCAAAAAUGAAAUUUCUGACACUUUUCCAUACUGGCUGAUUAUCCGUGUUGAGAUCUCGAUCAUUGAUUUAUCAAAUAAUGGUUGCAAAGGUCCCGUACCAAUUCCACCCCCGGCAAUUGGUUUCUAUCCUGUGUCUGGAAAUGAGUUUAUGGGUGAGAUUACGUCUUCAAUCCGCAAUGCUACUGGUCUUGAGGUCAUCAACUUGUCUAACAACAGCCUGAGUGGCACCAUCCCUAGUGUCUUGCAAAUUCCAAUACCAAAUCAACUUGGGGGUGCACUACCACGAUCUUUGGCAAAUUGCAAGAACAUGGAGGUCCUUGAUCUCGGCAACAACUACUUGGAGGAUCGCUUCUCUGUGUGGUUAGAUGCUCUUCCUGAGCUGCAGGCAAAUGCCAUGAAGAAUGAAGAGAAAGGAGGUCUGCAGUACAUGAAGAGUAGACGCUAUGGUUACCAAGAUUCUGUCAAGAAUCCCUUCUUCUGUAAUCUCGAGUGGCUGGACCUCUCCUCAAACAAGCUCACUGGGCAGAUUCCUACAGCAUUAGCAGAGUUAGCAUCACUAUCCUACUUGAAUCUCUCGGUAGAUCAACUCACAGAGCCCAUCCCUCAGAGCACACAAUUCGACACAUUCAACCGUGACUCUUUCGAUGGAAAUCCCAGAUUAUGCUGGCAUCCCUUGCCACAAGCAUGUGGAGAUGAUGCACAACCCUCAACAACUUCCCCAGAUGAAGAAGGAAUGAACUCGGGAACCAGAUCGAAUGGAGAGCUGUAG
Molecule: messenger RNA, 1770 nt
Organism: Punica granatum (pomegranate)
Lineage: Eukaryota; Viridiplantae; Streptophyta; Magnoliopsida; Myrtales; Lythraceae
Source: RefSeq, a predicted model, not a curated record